AGGGGGGGGAGGAGGGAGCGCUCACAGGAACCCUCCGAAAAAAAGAUGGCGGCGGGCUCGGAUCUGCUGGAUGAGGUUUUCCUGAACACGGAGGUGGAUGAGAAGGUGGUGAGCGACCUGGUGGGCUCCCUGGAGUCCCAGCUGGCGGCCUCCGGCCACCACCACCAGCACCACAAGGCGCAGGAGCCCCUGAGGGCCGCUGGGGGGCUGCUGGGGAACCAUGUUGUGAGCGGCAGCAGUAGCAGCAGCAGCCCAAGCCCCAGCCCUGGAGGAGUAGUAGUAGGAGGCAAUGCUAAUGCCCAAACAGAGAGCGGCAGCGGCAGCAAGAUGGGACUGAGUGCCCCAGAGAUCACAAAAGCAGGAGCAGGAGUGCAGGGGGGUGUUAUUAAUCAUAACACCAGGUCCCAGACUUCAGCUCUGGAUGGAGCCACCACAACGAGCACCAGCACCACCACUGCAGCAGCAGGAGGAUCUGAAGUCACUGCUGCUCCAGGGACCCUCAGUCAGGGUAAAUCGGUGGUUAUCAGCACCAUGGCAACUGCCUUGUCCACCAGGAAUGGCAAGAUUGGGACCACAACAGUGCAGACUUUGAAUGGGAGUAACGUGGUGAUGAACUCUCACCACACAGGAAGUGCUGCUUUCUCUGGGACUCCUGUGACUGCCAACCCCACUCCCGCACCUGCUGUUGCCCCUCUCGUUAACAAUGGACCUGGAUCCGUGGGGAAAGGAAACGCUGUUAAUGCUGUUUUGCCGUCAGCUUCCAACACUGUCAUCCAGACUUCUUUCCUUAACACUGCUGUGUCCUCUGCAUCUUCCUCCUCACCCACAGUUAUCUCCUCACAGCCACCGCCGAGCGUCGGGACCGGAGCGCCCACGGUGACGCUCGUGAGGCCCCCGAUCCACACAGCAGGACCCACGGUAGCUGCAGCUGGUGCAGCCACUCAGAAUGGGAGCAAUACUGUGAUCAAUUCAACCAUCAGUGUGGGGAGUUUUCCUGCUGUUGCCACAGCCACUGUGGGAUCUGGAGUUUCCCUCCAGACAUCGCUGGUGAACAGCCAGUCUGGUUCCACUGUGGCAGCAGCUCCUGCCACACAGGUCAUCAAAUCUGAGUCUCCUAAAACUAUAGUCCAGGCCGUGUCCCAACAGCAGACGCUGGCUACUGGUGGCCAGCCCAGUACUACAGGGGGUAACAUGAUUAUUGGGCAAACUAUGCAAGCUGGGCUCUCAAAUGUUGCUCCCAAUCCUGGUGGGAUACCUCCCGCGGCUCCUGGCACCCCCACAGGAAUGGCUAAAGGCACUGCCAAUACGGUGGCACAAAGUCUGCCAAGGACUCCAACACCAACCACGAGUGGAAUCAGAGCAACUUUGACUCCUACAGUUUUAGCACCUCGUUUGCCUCAGCCACCUCAGAAUCCGACUAACAUUCAGAACUUUCAGUUACCACCAGGCAUGGUCCUUGUGCGCAGUGAGAACGGGCAGUUGCUGAUGAUCCCCCAACAAGCCUUGGCACAGAUGCAAGCACAGGCACACGCCCAGUCCCAGCCUCAGAAUACUCUGACUCCUCGUCCUGCUACACCGACCAGUGCACCCCCAGUGCAGAUAUCGACAGUGCAGGCUCCAGGAACACCCAUUAUUGCACGACAGGUGACACCAACUACUAUUAUCAAGCAAGUGUCUCAGGCUCAAACAACAGUGCAACCCACGACAACGCUACAGCGUCCCCCGGUUGUGCAACCUCAGAUUGUUCUGGGUGGUACUGCACAAACAACCACGCUGGGGACAGCAACAGCUGUACAAACUGGAACUCCUCAGAGAACAGUGCAAGGAACAACGGCCACCUCCACUGCUGCCACAGAAACUAUGGAAAAUGUGAAGAAAUGCAAAAACUUCCUGUCCACAUUAAUAAAACUGGCAUCAUCUGGAAAACAGUCUUCAGAGACUGCGGCCAAUGUGAAAGAAUUAGUACAGAACCUGCUGGAUGGAAAAAUUGAACCAGAAGACUUUACCAGUAGGCUGUACAGAGAACUUAAUUCUUCACCUCAACCUUACCUUGUGCCUUUCCUGAAGAGGAGUUUACCUGCCUUGAGACAGUUAACACCAGACUCUGCAGCUUUCAUUCAGCAGAGCCAGCAGCAGCAGCCGACGACGCAGGCGACGAUAGCCACGAUCCCGUCAGCGGCGGCCGUGCUGCUCAGCUCCACGCAGCGCUCGGUGGCGGGGAAGGCGACUGCCACUGUCACAAGCACCCUCCAGCAACCUGUCAUCAGCCUCACUCAGCCCACACAAGUUGGUGUUAGUAAACAAGGCCAGACCACGCCACUGGUUAUCCAACAGUCUCAGAAAGCAGGGGCAUUGAUAAGGCCCCCCCAAGUAACGUUGACACAGACACCCAUGGUAGCACUGCGGCAGCCACACAGUCGUAUUAUGCUCACAACUCCUCAAAUUCAACUGAAUCAACUUCAAACAGUACCUGUGGUAAAACCAGCAGUAUUACCUGGAAACAAAGCUAUUGCCACUGUUUCAACACAAGUAGCUGCUGCUCAGAAGAAUAAACUGAAAGAACCUGGGGGAGGCUCUUUUAGGGAUGAUGAUGACAUUAAUGAUGUUGCAUCAAUGGCUGGAGUCAACCUGUCAGAAGAAAGUGCUCGGAUAUUGGCAACAAACUCUGAGCUGGUGGGCACAUUAACAAGGUCCUGUAAAGAUGAAACCUUCCUUUUCCCAGCACCUUUACAAAGAAGGAUAUUAGAAAUAGGUAAAAAACACGGAAUAACAGAAAUCCAUCCUGAUGUAGUUAGCUACGUAUCGCAUGCUACACAACAAAGACUACAAAACCUCGUGGAAAAGUUAUCAGAGACUGCUCAACAAAGGAAUAUUUCUUACAAGGAUGAUGAAAGAUACGAACAAGCGAGUGACGUUCGGGCACAGCUCAAGUUCUUUGAACAGCUUGAUCAAAUAGAAAAGCAGCGUAAAGAUGAACAAGAAAGGGAAAUUUUAAUGCGCGCGGCAAAGUCUCGAUCUCGACAAGAAGAUCCGGAACAGCUUAGGUUGAAACAGAAGGCCAAGGAGAUGCAGCAGCAGGAGCUCGCCCAGAUGAGGCAGAGGGACGCCAACCUGACUGCGUUAGCUGCCAUCGGCCCCAGGAAGAAAAGGAAAGUAGACUCACCGGGAUCUGGAUCAGGGACAGAGGGAUCUGGUUCAAGUGCAGCAGUCCCAGGCAGCUCUGGAGUUGGAACAACCAGACAGUUUACGCGACAAAGGAUAACGCGGGUGAACCUCAGGGACCUCAUAUUUUGUUUAGAAAAUGAGCGAGAGACAAGCCAUUCACUAUUGCUAUACAAAGCAUUCCUUAAGUAAAAUGGAAAAGAUCAAGGUAUUUUUGACGGAGAGACGCCUGAGGACAUUUUUUAAUAUAUUUGCAAAUUACGCCUUUUUGUAACAAGCAAAUGGGAUAUUGUUUAAAAAACAACCACCUCUUUACAUGGAACAGUUUUAUAUUCCUGUUUAUAAAUAAACUCUUCAGUAUGAGAGAAAUACAUUUCUGUAACAGUGAGGAUACUUACAAGGCCUGUGGAUACUAUAAAAGGACAAUUAAAUUUUAACUCAUCUCUUGAUUGAGUGGCCUUCUUGCCAAACAAGCCAUAUAUAAAGACUGAUGGAAUCGUUUAGCAAAUAACUAGCUACCCUUUGUCAGCCCUGUAGCAGUUUCAACAUUAAUUGUUCAUUUUAGUUCAGUUUUAUUCAACUAAAUCCAUGAUAUAGGCAUAUGUCUACAGCAGAUGACCUCAUUUCAUUUAGCUUUUUUUUUUUUUUUAAAACAGUCAGUUAGCAAAGCAAACUGAUUUUUAAAGAAUAUUUAUCUUUCCCCAAAAUGCUCAAAAUCUAGAGGGAUAUACAGUUAAUUUUAAACAUAACCUCAAUUUUAAUCACAUUAUUGCUUAUUAGAGGCCCUGAAAUCCCAUAAAGGAGGGUUACUUCUGAAUGUUAUAGCAGCAUCUGUAAAAAUGCAUUUUAUUUGCUAUAGUUUGUAAAGCUGUAAAGUUAAAAAAGGAAAAAAAGGAAAAAAAGAGAAACCUUUUCAGCAUAAAUAUAUUUUACUUGCACUGUGUUUUUUAGCUAAAGUGAAAGCUUAGAUUAAAUAAAAUCAAAAGUUGAGAGG
Molecule: messenger RNA, 4156 nt
Organism: Lepidothrix coronata (blue-crowned manakin)
Lineage: Eukaryota; Metazoa; Chordata; Aves; Passeriformes; Pipridae
Gene: TAF4
Product: TATA-box binding protein associated factor 4
Exons: 16
Coding region: 46-3354 (1102 amino acids)
Biological process (GO): DNA-templated transcription; transcription initiation at RNA polymerase II promoter
Cellular component (GO): transcription factor TFIID complex
Molecular function (GO): DNA binding; protein heterodimerization activity; RNA polymerase II general transcription initiation factor activity
Source: RefSeq, a predicted model, not a curated record